AUGGGGGAGUCUAUCCCGCUGGCCGCCCCGGUCCCGGUGGAACAGGCGGUGCUGGAGACGUUCUUCUCUCACCUGGGUAUCUUCUCUUACGACAAGGCCAAGGACAAUGUGGACAAGGAGCGAGAGGCCAACAAGAGCGCGGGGGGCAGCUGGCUGUCGCUGCUGGCGGCCUUGGCCCACCUGGCCGCGGCCGAGAAGGUCUAUCACAGCCUCACCUACCUGGGGCAAAAACUAGGGGGCCAGUCCUUCUUCAGCAGGAAGGAUUCCAUCCGCACCAUCUACACUUCCCUGCACAACGAGCUUAAGAAGGUGGUGACUGGCCGCGGUGCACUAGGUGGGACCGCCCCUCACGUGGAAGAACUGCUUUCCCACCUGUCAGAGCAGCUCUGCUUCUUCGUUCAGGCCCGGAUGGAGAUCGCAGACUUCUACGAGAAGAUGUACACCCUCAGCCCGCAGAAGUUCAUCAAUGCUGAAGAGCUCGUUGGCCUCUUGGACACCAUCCUCAAGAAGUACAGCUCCAGAUUUCACCACCCCAUCCUCAGUCCUUUGGAAAGCAGUUUCCAGCUGGAAGUCGACGUCCUGAGUCAUCUCCUGAAGGCCCAGGCUCAGGUCUCCGAGUGGAAGUUCCUCCCGUCUCUGGUGAACUUGCACAGUGCUCACACCAAGCUGCAGACUUGGGGCCAGAUCUUUGAAAAGCAGCGGGAGACCAAGAAACAUCUGUUUGGAGGGCAGUCUCAGAAGGCCGUUCAGCCCCCACACCUUUUCCUUUGGCUGAUGAAACUCAAAAACAUGCUUCUUGCCAAGUUUAGCUUUUACUUUCACGAGGCAUUGAGCCGACAAACGACUCCUUCAGAAAUGAAAACGUUGACUGCAAAAGCCAACCCAGACUUCUUUGGGAAGAUUUCCAGCUUCAUCAGGAAGUAUGAUGCUGCCAAUGUGUCCUUAAUCUUUGACAACCGAGGUUCCGAGAGCUUUCAGGGUCACGGCUAUCACCACCCCCAUUCCUACAGAGAGGCCCCUAAGGGUGUGGACCAGUAUCCAGCUGUGGUGUCUCUGCCCAGCGACAGGCCGGUCAUGCACUGGCCCAAUGUCAUCAUGAUCAUGACAGACCGCAUGUCCGACCUGAACAGCUUGGAGAAAGUGGUCCACUUCUAUGAUGACAAAGUUCAGAGCACCUACUUCCUAACCCGCCCAGAACCUCACUUUACCAUUGUUGUCAUCUUUGAGUCAAAGAAAUCUGAAAGAGACUCCCACUUUAUUUCCUUCCUCAAUGAGCUCUCACUUGCCCUUAAGAACCCCAAAGUUUUUGCAAGUCUGAAACCUGGCUCCAAAGGCUAG
Molecule: messenger RNA, 1338 nt
Organism: Puma concolor (puma)
Lineage: Eukaryota; Metazoa; Chordata; Mammalia; Carnivora; Felidae
Gene: KICS2
Product: KICSTOR subunit 2
Biological process (GO): negative regulation of TORC1 signaling; cellular response to amino acid starvation; cellular response to glucose starvation
Cellular component (GO): KICSTOR complex
Source: RefSeq, a predicted model, not a curated record